Molecule: messenger RNA, 1146 nt
Organism: Arabidopsis arenosa
Lineage: Eukaryota; Viridiplantae; Streptophyta; Magnoliopsida; Brassicales; Brassicaceae
Source: the annotation of a GenBank genome assembly
CCAAAGCAUCCGACUAUUUGAUCGAUUUCUGCUUUCUCUGCAAAGAAGCAAGCAACAGGGGAAGAAGAUGAUACAUUUAGGUGGAUUGACAUGUUGCGUAAGCGGCGGCGUUCUUUAUCUUCUCAGUAUGAUACCAGGCAGCUUUUUUGAGAUGCUCAAUUCAGUCACUAGGGUUCACCAGAUCAAGGAUUUGGAGAAAUUGCUACAAGUAGAGGGAAAGAUCAUCGCUGUCUCAGGAAUCGUUGGCUCUCACACACCUAUCAAGUGUGAGCACAGUGACACACUCUGUGUUUUUCUCGAGGAAAAGGCACAACAACUUUUCUUGAAACGUAAUUGGUUGUUUUCAUGGGUUGAAGAUAGUAAAUGGAUGCUUCCACAGACUAAGGAAGUCCCGUGGUAUCUGGACGAUGGGACAGGUUGUGUGAACGUAGUGGGAGCUGAAAAUGCAAUAGCCUUGGCAUUGAAGGCCGGAGGUGAAGUAUUUGAAGGGUCAAAGCCGUCAUCUGAUUGUCUCAAAGGCCUCGUGAUGCUUGGAGUAAGACGCACUGAGCAUGUCCUCCCAAUUGGUACACCCGUUACAGUUGUUGGUGAGGCUGUUAAAGACGGUAUCCGGGGUUUCAGGAUUCAAAAACCCGAGAAGGGACUUUUCUUUGUCUCACCUGUACCGCUCGAUAAGAUCAUCUCUCCGUUGGGAAAGUGGUUAAGGAGGUUCAAAUAUGUCUACGUAGGUUUAACUGUUGUUGGUGUGAUUCUGAUUUCAAAGCCUGUGAUUGAGUAUAUUCUAGAGAGAAGGCGGGGGCGAUUGUUACGGAAAAGAGUUGCUGAUGCAGCUGCUAAGAGAGCCAAAUUAGUAGCUAGAGGAUUGGAAACUCAACAUGAGAACAGCUUAGAUAGUACAAGCAGAGAUAGAAAUGUACUUGAUCUCUGUGUGAUCUGCCUUGAGCAGAAGUAUGACGCAACUUUUGUAAAGUGUGGUCAUAUGUGCUGCUGCUUUACAUGCUCCUUGCACGUGAAGACCUGUCCUCUUUGCCGGAGACUAAUAGAACUUGUUUUGAAGAUUGACCGCCGUUGAAACAGCUCUCACCUUUGGACUACUAUACCUUCUGGUCUACUAAAGCCAUGAUCCAAUAAAGUCUUGUAUACGAC